Pseudozyma flocculosa PF-1 is the source of this 2229-nucleotide messenger RNA. RefSeq lists its product as uncharacterized. The record is from RefSeq and is a predicted model, not a curated record. Gene Ontology annotation, biological process: regulation of transcription by RNA polymerase II; protein demethylation. NCBI's taxonomy places the organism in Eukaryota, Fungi, Basidiomycota, Ustilaginomycetes, Ustilaginales, Ustilaginaceae. The transcript has a single exon. The coding region runs from base 1 to 2229 and encodes 742 amino acids. Gene Ontology annotation, molecular function: transcription coregulator activity; histone demethylase activity.
AUGUCGGCGCUGCGCUCAUCGCCGCGCAAACGCAGGUCCAGCAGCGCCGCCGCCGCCAUCGAUGCCGCUUCGCUGCCUCCAUCUCCACCCGGCUCGACCUCAUCCACCGGCAAAGCCAGCGUUACUUCCAGCAAAGCUGCCGUCGCCCCCGCCACCAAACCGAAGCGGACGCCACGGCGGCAGCGAGACGAGUCGGUUGAUGAAUCCGAGCUCGACUGCCUCGCCUGUCCGCCCCCCGGCGCCGCCCCUCCCACUCCGGGCCCUGGCGCCACAGCGGACCGCGAGACGUGGGUGAGCUGCUCGCACUGCAAGCAGUGGUUCCACUGCAUCUGCGUCCGCCUGCCCAACCCGCAGGACUAUGCCAAGUGGUACUGCCCGCCGUGCAUCGCCGCCAGCGUCGCCAUCCACGCCGACGCUUCCAAGCAGCUGCGCAACGUCGAGCGGCCGCCGCCACGGAAGAGCAAGAGAGCUCGCCUCGAGGUCGACUACGCCGCCAUCCAGGAGGGCAUGCCUGCCGACCCUAUUGGCAGGUGGCGCCGGCUGCUCGACAACGCCGACGUCAUGCCCGACCGCUUCCGCAGGAUGAAAGGCUCCGAAUGGACAAUCGACUGGCUGCUCCGCGACGACAAGGCCCUCAGCGAGCCCGUGCUGGUACCGGCGCGGCAUCGCGCCUCUACAGUAGCAUCGUCGCAACCGGCCAAGGGCAGGAGUCAUGCUCAUGGCACCGGCGGCAGCUCCGUCAAGCCUGAGAGGACAGCAGCAUCACCGACGACCUCGAAGUCGUCGGCAGAAGGGCGGCCGACGACGCCCUCGUCAUCUUCGAUCAUCUUCGAGCCCGAGACCACCUCGAUCCCCGGCAUGCUGGUGCCGCCGUCGUCGAUGACCAUCGCCGACAUCGCCGGGUUGAUCGGGCCCGAUACGCCCGUCGAGGUCAUUGAUGUGGCCACGCAGUCGUCGUCCAAGGCGUGGACGCUGUCGGCGUGGGCCGACUACUGCGCCCUACCAAAGGAGCGGAGGAAAAAGGUGCUCAACGUCAUCAGCCUCGAGGUGACGGGCACGCCCAUGGAGCGGCUCGUCGAGGCGCCGCAGCUGGUGCGCGACGUCGAUUGGGUCACGCGCGACUGGCCCGCCGCCAAGCGAGGGCCCGACGCCCGCGAGCACAGCUGGCCAAAGGUGCAGCGCUACGUCCUGAUGGGCGUCGAGGGCGGCUACUCGGACUGGCACGUCGACUUUGCCGGCAGCAGCGUCUACUAUCACGUCGUCUACGGCCAAAAGACGUUUCUGUUUGCGCCGCCCACGCCCCACAACCUGGCCGCCUACCGCACGUGGUGCAGCUCGACGCGCCAGGACUUUGACUGGCUCGGCGACCAUGUCCAGGGCCUCCGCCGCGUCGACAUUAUGCCCGGCGAGACGAUGCUCAUCCCCAGCGGCUGGCUCCACUCGGUCUACACGCCCACCGACACCCUCGUCGUCGGCGGCAACUUCCUCACCGACUGGAACGUCGAGACGCAGUGGAAGCUCGUCGAGAUCGAGGAGCAGACAAAGGUGCCGCGCAAGUUCCGCUUCCCGCACCUGCGGCGGCUGACCUGGUACGUGGCCAAGGGAUGGGCGGAUCGGCUAGGCUUCCUCCGGGUGGGCGAGGGCGAGGCCGGGGACGAGGCCGGGGACGAGGACGAUGGCGGGGAAGAGGAGCAAGGGGACGACGUCAAUGCCCCGGCCUCGUCGCAACCGCAUGCGUCCGAGCCCGACGACGCCACGCUCGUCGAGCACCUGCCACCGCGCCGCGUUCUGCUCAACCUGCAGCGGCUGCUGACGACGCUGUCCGACGACAUCGACCUCGUCCUCGACCCGUACGAGGCCGACGAGAAGACGGCCAAGCUGAAAAAGCAGGCCAAGGACGCAAUACCCCACGACGCCGUCGGGUCGGUGCAGGAGGCGGCCGCGCUGGUUCGGCUGGUCGAGCGGCGGUGCGAGAGGGGUCUUGAGCUCGUCGAUCGCGUCGAGGCGCUACGGCGGAAGAGGAAGGCGGGCGGCGCGCGGAUCAGUGGCGGCGGCACGGCUAGCCCCGGGCCGAAGAACACGAGUCCACGAGGACGGCAGGGCAGACGCCAGCACAAGCUGGAAGGCAACGUCGGCGGCGAUGACGAGGAGGCGAGAGCAACGGCAAAUGGCGUGGCGGCAGCCGUCGUGGACGCAUCGACGCUGGAUCCGCUGGCCUUUUGUUGGUGA